GGAAACUAUCCAAAAAUUAUUACAAAGCAAUAGCAAAACGAAAAAUGCAAUGCGCAUAUCGCAUUUUAAAUAUGAUACAAUGAUAAUAUCGCUGAGAGUGUUUUAGAUUUAUUUUUGCAAGUAAAAAUUAUGACAAUUUUUUUAUUUUCUAAUCUAUUUCAUAUUUUUUGUCUAUAUUCCAAUUAACUCUGUGCUUUAAUAAUAAAAGGCAAAACUGACUUUCCUAUAUAAACCAUGUAACUUAACAUUCUGUGCUGUCAAACGUGAAAAUGAAACUUUUUUGUUGGGAAUUAUUAAUUUAGAAAUUUAGAAGUAGCGGCUUGAUUAUUUAGUUAAAAUUCUCAGAAAAAUGUUUAAUGAAACAAAUGGUUAUGACUUGGAACAUCAUAAAAGAGAAGUAGUCCGAGAAGCGACUGCAAUAUUAGAACGCACUGGUGAAAGUAUAGCUAGAUCAAACCAAAUAGCAAUUGAAACUGAAGAAAUAGGAAACGAGAUGAUUUCAGAGUUGGGAGAACAAAGGGAAUCAUUGCUCCGAACCAGAGGUCGCUUGGAGGAUGCUAAUCAGCAACUGGAUAAUGCAAAAUAUUUGCUUUCUAAAAUGGGAAGGAAUGUGAUUUAUAAUAAGCUUAUAUUAAUUUUAAUAAUAAUUUUAGAGACUUUAAUACUAAUUGCAGUGAUUUAUUUAAGAUUCUUCAAGAAUAGUUGAUAAAAUAUUAAAUCUAGCAUAGUAAGUUUGAAUAUAUUGUCUUGCAUGCAGAAAUAUUCCCUGAAGUAAAAUUGAUUACCUCAAUUUUGUACAAAUGUUUUUUAAACAAAUGUUAAAUUGAUAAAACUGAAUAUAUAUUGUGUGAUGAAUGUAAUUAAAAGACAA
Cylas formicarius (sweet potato weevil) is the source of this 871-nucleotide messenger RNA. It is a transcript of the gene Vti1b, whose product is annotated as vesicle transport through interaction with t-SNAREs homolog 1B. The record is from RefSeq and is a predicted model, not a curated record. Lineage: Eukaryota; Metazoa; Arthropoda; Insecta; Coleoptera; Brentidae. Gene Ontology annotation, biological process: intra-Golgi vesicle-mediated transport; regulation of protein localization to plasma membrane; retrograde transport, endosome to Golgi. Gene Ontology annotation, cellular component: Golgi apparatus; ER to Golgi transport vesicle membrane; SNARE complex. The transcript has a single exon. The coding region runs from base 350 to 706 and encodes 118 amino acids. Gene Ontology annotation, molecular function: SNARE binding; SNAP receptor activity.